GUGUGAAAAAGCUAAGAGGGGGAAGCUUCCAAGAAAAAAACGCCAACUACAAAUUAUAUAGGGGGUUUUAUAUAAUUAUCCUCGUGGAAAGGAGAGUGCCAAAGUAAAAAAUGGUUAACCGCAACUAGGGCUUUUUAUAUUAGCUUCGUAGAAAGGAAAGUUGAAAAAUGAAGUGCAACCACAUUCAUAUUAGUGUUAGUAACUAGCAUGAUAUCAUGAUCCAAGCAACCAACUGCAUCCACAGCAUCAAUUCCCAAACCUUGUACUUCUUCACUUUUUCUGUAUCCAGAAACACUUGACCUUGUCUUAUAUACAACUUCACUGCUUCAAAGUAACACUAAUACUAAUAGUCACACAUUCAUUCUCAACAAGUUUGCUUCCACUUUUGUAACUACAAUGGCUUCUAACAGCAUCAUUCAAUGCAUCCCUUCUUCCUCUCACGUAAUGAGGACAUAUGAUGUGUUUGUGAGCUUCCGGGGUGAAGACACUCCCAACAACUUCACUGGUUUUCUUUUUAAUGCUCUUCGAAAAAAAGGCAUUGAUGCCUUCAGAGAUGAUACAGAUAUCAAGAAAGGCGAAUCCAUAGCACCUGAGCUGCUACAAGCGAUCGAAGGCUCUCGCAUUUUCGUUGUUGUCUUCUCAAAGAGCUAUGCUUCCUCAACAUGGUGCUUGUGUGAACUAGCAAAGAUCUGCAAGUACAUUGACACAUCAGAAAGACAUGUUCUGCCUGUUUUUUAUGAUGUUGAUCCAUCAGAGGUGGGAAAACAAAGUGGAUAUUAUGAGAAGGCCUUUGCUGAACAUGAAGAAACAUUUGGAGAAGAUAAAGAGAAGAUAGAAGAAGUACCAGGAUGGAGAGAAGCUCUAACAAGAGUCACAAAUCUCUCUGGCUGGGAUAUUGGAAAUAAGCCACAAUAUGCGAAGGUUGAAGAAAUUGUUAAAAAGAUAACAAAUAUAUUGGGUCUCAAAUUUUCAAGUCUUCCAAAUGCUCUUCUAGUUGGGAUGAAAUCUCCUGUUGAAGAAUUAACAAAGCUUUUACGUUUUGAGUCAGUUAAUGAUGUUCAACUUGUUGGAAUUAGUGGGAUAGGUGGAAUAGGAAAGACAACACUUGCCCGAGCUUUGUACAAGAGAAUCACUCAUCAAUAUAAUUUUCGUUGUUUUAUUGAUGAUGGGUGAUUCGUAUGCAUGACUUGUUGAAAGAUUUGGACAGAUGUAUUGUUCGAGAAAAAUCACCCAAGGAGCCAAUAAAGUAGAGUAGGUUGUGGGAUUUCCUCGAUCUCCACAAAGUUAUGUCGGACAAUAUGGCAGCAGAAAAUCUUGAAGCCAUCCAUCUUGGACACAAAGACCAUGACUUUCCUCAAACAAAAAUGAGGGCCAAUGCUCUAUCAAACAUGAAUCUAAGUUGCUUGUACUUUGGGGUGGAGAUUUUUCAAGAAGUCUCAAUUAUCUUUCCAACGAAUUAGGAUAUCUUCAUUGAAAAAAAUAUCCUUUUGAAUUUUUACCACCAAGUUUUCAGUUGGACAAACUUGUUGAGUUGUAUAUACCUCUGAGCAACAUCAAACAACUAUGGAAAGAUAUAAAGCCUCUACACAAUUUGAGACGUUUGGAUCUCUCUUUCUCCAAAAAUCUAAUUAAGGUGCCAAAUUUUGGAGAGACCCUAAAUCUUGAAGGAUGUAUACAACUCAAGCAGAUCGAUCCAUCCAUUGGUCUUCUAAAAAAGCUUACUGUUUUGAAUUGUAAAGAUGCAAAAAUCUAGUAAGCUUACCCAACAGCAUAUUGAAUUUCUGAGGCCUUUCGGCUGUUCAAGACUGUAUAAUAUCCAAUUAUUAGAUGAACCAAGGGAUGAAGAGCAUUUGAAGAAGCUUUGUAUGGGUGAAGCUCCUAUUCAUUCCCUAUCAAUAUCUUCCAUGGGCAAAAGGUACAGAUAGCAUCUUGCAGCUAGAAGGACAUAAAUUAAAAAUGAGAAAUCAACACCAGAUUCAUACCUGUAAGGCACAUGACACCUCUUUCUCUUCAAAGCAGCAACAACAUCACCUAAAGCUGAAAGGGAA
This is a messenger RNA of Glycine soja, 2048 nucleotides long. Its product is annotated as toll/interleukin-1 receptor-like protein. Lineage: Eukaryota; Viridiplantae; Streptophyta; Magnoliopsida; Fabales; Fabaceae. Gene Ontology annotation, biological process: signal transduction; defense response. The transcript is spliced from 6 exons. The record is from RefSeq and is a predicted model, not a curated record. Gene Ontology annotation, molecular function: ADP binding. Bases 397 to 1173 code for a protein of 258 amino acids.